AUGGACCCCUUCACUGAGAAACUGCUUGAACGAACCCGUGCCAGGCGAGAGAACCUGCAGAAGAAAAUGGCUGAGCGACCUACAGCAGGAGUGAGACCCACAAUGCAGACGAAGAGGGUCAGGGAGCCUUUGUUAGAAACUAGUAAUCAGACACCUCUGCCUGGUGAAGAAGUGAAAUCUAGUACAAAGCCAUCACCGUCAAAGAGGCUCUGUUCUAGCAGUAUGGAAGCUCAAGUUUCCAGUUCAGAGAAUAGGCAGUCGAUUUCUUCAAGUUCCACGAAUCGUUCUCCUGUGAUGACUUCAGAGUUGCACGUAACUGCUUCUAACAGGACUCCAUCAAUUCAGUCGCCUGAGAAAGCAAAAACAAAUGCUAAGUCAGAAACUCCUGGAGCCCUUUCAGUCAAAACACGUAUGCAGAAAUUGGCAGAACAGCGACGUUGUUGGGAUAGUGAGGAUCCUUCUGAAUGUGCUCAUCUGUCUCCUCUCCAGUCAAAAGACUUACCUGUUUCUCCACCUAAGCAGCCAUCUAUUGCACUAGCAAGUGAUACCCCUAUUGGGAGAAGAGGCCGUUUAGCUAACCUUGCUGCUACAAUUGGUUCCUGGGAAGAUGACCUAAGUCAUCCAUCUGCAAAGCAAAACAAUGCACAAGAACAGCCUGGCACUACUUGUUUAUCCAAAUUGUCCACUACAAGUGGAGCAUCUGCUAGAAUCAAUAGCAGCAGUGUAAAGCAGGAAGCUGCAUCCUGUUCUCAAAGGCUUUUUGAGGCUUCUAUUAAUAAACCAGCGACCUCAAAGAUAUCGGAUCCAAAUAAUUUCGUAACAAAACCCUCAAGAGACACUGUUCCUAGUUCUAAGGAAUCUGAAAUACCACCCCCACUAACAGAGAAUCCCUGCAGUCCCCAGAAAACUGAAGAACUUAAACAAACAGUAAAGUCAACUUUGUCUCAGCCAGUUCAGUCCAUAAAAGGGCUAGUCAAAGGAACACAUGUGCAACUUGAACCUCAGAAUAAACCCACAACACCAGGGGGAGCAGGAAUUAAGCCCUUCUUGGAACGUUUUGGAGAGCGCUGUCAAGAAAAUAGUGCACAGAGUCCUGCUGCAAGUACUACAGGGUACAGAACACCCAUUGUUACCCCAAAUACAAGGACAAUCCAGGAAAGGCUUCUCAAACAAAAUGAAAAUUCCUCUACUGCCAGUUUAGCGCUUCAGCUUAAGCAGGAACGUGAACGAGAACUUGCAUGUAUUCGUGGCCGGUUUGAUAAGAGCAAUCUGUGGAGUGCAGAGAGAAGUGAAAGUUCAAAUAGAAAACUUCCAGAAGCAAAAAUGGAAAGCCAGUCUCAGGCUAGUCCAAACCAUCCUCCUAGUUCAGAUGCCACCACUUCUGGACCAGCAGAUGAUGCAGCAGCAGAUGAUAAGCCAGCAAAGUCUCCCAGUGUGGAAUCUUCAGACAUUCCUAAGUGUGAAGAGACUGAUAAACCAAGUCCUUUGACGAUCAUGCUGACGAACGGCUCUAAAAAAGUGACGUCUGUCUCAAAACUUGAACAGCUUGAUGUGAAACAGAAUGAUGAAGUAUGUGAAACUGAAAUGAAUGUGGAUGAUGAGCUGAACAGCUCAAGAGUGAUAAAUGAAAUUUUUGAAGUUCUUCAAGAGGAUGGUCCGGACAUAGAAAAGCUAAAGAAAGAAAUGAGCAUGAGCCUGGAAGGUGAAAGUGAUGAGGAUGAGCAGGAGGAGUCGCUAAAUAUUUCAUCAAUGUCUUUGUUAACCCCUUUAGUGGAAUCAGUUGGUCCAGAGGUGUUUGUUUCACCUUCUACCUCGGUUGGUGAGGGCAGCAGUGUCAGCGAUGCAAGUGUAAAGUCUGAAAAGUUCCAAAGGACUAAAGUCCCUAGGGCAGAGUCUGGAGAUAGUAUUGGCUCUGUGUCAGAAGAUCGCAAUCUCCUAUACAGUGUUGAUGCAUAUAGAUCUCAGAGGGUAAAAGAAACAGAUCGUCCUUCGAUAAAGCAAAUCAUUGUUCGCAAAGAAGAUGUUGCUUCUAAACUGGAAAAGAAAAAGAGCGGCCCGUCUGAUCAAAUCAAUAUUAAAAAGAAGAUGCAGGAGCUGAAUAAUGAGAUCAACAUGCAGCAGACAGUAAUUCAUCAAGCCAGCCAGGCACUGAACUGCUGUUUUGAUGAGGAACAUGGAAAAGGGUCACAAGAAGAAGCAGAAGCAGAGAGACUUCUCCUCCUUGCAACUGAGAAGAGAGCUGCUUUAUUGGAAGAAUUAAAUAGAGUGAAGAGUGAGGGGCCUCAAGGUAGAAGAAAUAAAGCUGCUUCUACAUCUCCUGAAUUUGCUCCAUCCAGGGGAUCUGUUACUAUUUCAGAAAUGCGUCUACCUCUUAAAGCAGACUUUGUGUGUGGUACAGUUCAGAAACCAGAGGCAGCAAAUUACUACUAUGCAAUAAUAUUGAGAUCUGGAGCAGAAAACAUGGUGGCAACCCCCUUAGCAAGCACUGCCAGCUCCCUGAAUGGAGAUGCUCUUACUUUUACUACAACAUUUACUAUGCACGAUGUAUCCAAUGACUUUGAAAUAAAUAUAGAAGUUUACAGUUUGGUGCAGAGAAAAGAAAUUGCAAGCACAGAUAAAAGGAAAAAGACAAAUAAAUCUAAGGUUAUUACUCCAAAGAGAUUAUUAACAUCUAUUACCUCUAAAAGCACCCUCCUUACCCCAGCCAUGGCCAGUCCAGGUGGCCCUAAUGCUGUGCGCACUACUAAUUUCGUCCUUGUUGGAUCCCACAAGUUAUCACUGUCUUCAGUAGGAAAUACAAAAUUUGCAUUGGAUAAGAUAAAUUAUGAAGGGGAGGAAAGAGAACUAUUGGGCUAUAUGUUCCAAGACAAGGUUCCCUUUCUGUCUCCUUUGGAAGGUCAUAUAUAUCUUAAGUUAAAAUGUCAAGUGGACUCUUCUGUGGAAGAGAAAGGCUUCUUGACUAUGUUUGAAGAUGUUAGUGGAUUUGGAGCAUGGCAUAGGCGCUGGUGUGUACUCUCUGGAAACUGUGUAUCUUACUGGACGUACCCAGAUGAUGAAAAACGAAAGCAUCCUUUGGGCCGGAUAAACUUGGCUAACUGUACUAAUCGUCAGAUUGAACCAGCCAACCGAGAGUUCUGUGCCCGUCCCAACACUUUUGAGUUAAUAACUGUUCGUCCUCAGAGGGAAGAUGACAGAGAGACUCUUGUCAGCCAAUGCAGAGACACACUCUGUGUCACGAAGAACUGGCUGUCUGCUGAUACUAAAGAAGAGCGUAACCUCUGGAUGCAAAAGCUCAAUCAAGUUCUCGUUGACCUUCGCAUGUGGCAGCCCGAUGCCUGUUACAAACCUAUUGGAAAGCUUUAAACUAUGGAAGGGAAAUAUUAAGAAAAUAUGUAUGUGAAAACCAUGCGAAUUAUGCAACUUGUAAUGAAUUUGUGGAAGGUCUUCUGGGCUACUUAAAAUGCUUUAAAUUUGAGAGAGCACAUGCCAUUAU
Molecule: messenger RNA, 3493 nt
Organism: Rhea pennata
Lineage: Eukaryota; Metazoa; Chordata; Aves; Rheiformes; Rheidae
Gene: ANLN
Product: anillin, actin binding protein
Exons: 25
Coding region: 1-3363 (1120 amino acids)
Biological process (GO): septin ring organization; mitotic cytokinesis; actomyosin contractile ring assembly
Cellular component (GO): actomyosin contractile ring
Source: RefSeq, a predicted model, not a curated record